AUGUCGCGAAUGUUAGGUCGUCCAGCGAAAAAGAAAAGUUCACAACUCCUGGUUGAAGGGAGCAGUCCCACACCUGAGACAUUUGAGGAUCUUGAAUUCGAACGCACGGUUCGCAGAACAUCGAGAAAGAAAGCAAAUCGGCCAGGGAAAGUUAUGCGGCCUCGAGCUGCAAAGAAAAAAUACAUCCCCGAAGAACUCUCUAGUAAGACGUUGCCGGAUAUCGAUGAGCCCGACAUGUCCACUCACUACGAAGCCCAUGAGCCAACCUGCCACCCAUCCUUUGAGAUGAACUUCACAUCAGAGAAUUGGACCCAACCGCUCAUGCCCAUUCGCAUGAACGAUGACCCUUUGAGUCCAGUACUCGAGCAAACGUACGCCGAAAUGGAGCUAGAAGACACAUUCAUCACACCAUCAGAAUGCACGAGAAACUCCACUGCAAUUCUCAUCCCACCAUCAGGAGAUCCCUGUUCCUCCUCAACCCCCCUAGCGCACGACAUGAAUCUAAAUCAAUGCGACCCCGAAAUCCACAACCUAGAGCAGAUGACAUUUCUCGAGCUCAAAGAAGCCGAGACCACACCAUGGGCCUACGCUCAACUCAAUAUGCAGUCUAUCCAAGAUGCAUGGAUGCUCGAGAGUCCACAUCAAUCUAUCCCUGUUCUAGUAGAUCCCUCUUACUCGAGUUACCAUCCACUCCAAUCUCCAGAUACCAGUCCUGAUAGCGAACUAUACUCAGCUGACGAGCCGGGCUUGCUUAGCCCGCCACAUAUCCGUUGCAGCUGCUACAAGCAUGCGACGAGCGAGUUGAUCAGUUCAGGUGAACGUGCGGAAGAAGACGGCUCGUCUUCUUUCAAUACUGGAUACCACUACGAAGUCGGCUGGAGCUAG
Molecule: messenger RNA, 885 nt
Organism: Penicillium odoratum
Lineage: Eukaryota; Fungi; Ascomycota; Eurotiomycetes; Eurotiales; Aspergillaceae
Exons: 2
Coding region: 1-885 (294 amino acids)
Source: RefSeq, a predicted model, not a curated record